GCAUUUUCUUUCCAGUGAAGACAAUUUACUGGGACGUUGAGUAAGUGUCAUUUGUCUUGCAGGUAACCCAGUCCAGUGCUGAUCAUGGUGCCAUGUAGGACGACUUUGAUUCUUCUAACCGAAACACAUUUCCACACGCGUUGUGUCCAUACAUAUAUCGUUACAGUAUAUACCAUAAGAGCCGACCAUUAAAAAAUGACGCGCCUGUUCAAGAGACUCGCUGCCCGCGACGAUGGGAAAAGCGGCGAUGAUAGCCUGACUCCGGCCAUGGUCGAUCUUCUGAUCGCGCUCUUGGUUCUUGUUCUAGUCGGCAUCACAUUGGUUGGUGCCCUUCUUGUCUUGCGCCGCAAGCGCCAAAAUCGGAAACAAUCCGAACUACCGAUCCAUAACGGUCAGUGCACGACCCAUCACCGCAGCCUUACGAUCUCUGCGCCACCAUAUUCAAAGACCGAUUCUGUCCUCGUCUACGAUGAGAAGAGGAGUCUAAUGGAGAACUCGUCGAGCCCUCCCCCCAGCCCUGUCCCGGAGAUCCGCAUCACGUUCCCUGAGGAGGAGGAUGAAUCUGGAAAGCGCAAAUCUGGACGCAUGGUGGUUGUGAGAAUUACCGAUGCUGGCGGGGUUGGAUUGGAGCCAUGCCAUGAUGAGCUUCCACCAUAUCAAUCCAGUGAUGCGGAACGUUUCCAAUCCUUGGACAUUGAGCGUAUGGGUGGACUCAAGGAGAAGGAGGAUAUCAAAAGAUGGUCUUAAACAUACCGCGUUGGUAACCAGAUACCAGCGGCUGUCUAUUCUAUCCGUGAUACCCCAUUAAACCUCUUCUUACCCUUCGACGAUUUCAAAAGGCAUGACGAUAUCCCGGCGAAGAUCUCCUGUUUCCAAAUUUUAUAUCCCGGCACUUCCGUUUCGUUUUACCCUUCGCGACUUGCACAUACGCGGACUAAUCUAUCCUGUCUGCCCACCGCGCUACUGAUCUUCAGCAGCUUGGGGACACUCCUGUCUUUAUUGACAUUACUUAUCUGACCGACCCACCCGAAGAUAAAACUAAAGGCAUACCUCGGCUGAAUUGUGUAUAGCAAAGGGCUGCUGGUUCA
Molecule: messenger RNA, 1088 nt
Organism: Aspergillus alliaceus
Lineage: Eukaryota; Fungi; Ascomycota; Eurotiomycetes; Eurotiales; Aspergillaceae
Exons: 1
Coding region: 196-747 (183 amino acids)
Source: RefSeq, a predicted model, not a curated record